AUGCUUCUUCUUGGUCUGCUUGGGGGUAUCGCUGCUCUUGCGGUGCCAACGGUUGCUGCUCCUUCUCGUUCUGUUCCUCGAGAUGUGUCGACUGAUGUGCUUGGUCAAUUAACCCUAUUCUCUCAGUGGGCUGCGGCGUCAUACUGCACGAACAAUAACAAUUCAACCGGCGAUGCGCUAUCCUGCGAGGAAGGCAACUGUCCUUUAGUGGAGUCCGCUGACACAAUUACUCUAUACGAGUUUGAUAAAUCCUGCAGCUAUGGUGAUGUCGCCGGCUUCCUCGCGGUCGACAAAACAAACAAGCUACUCGUCGUCUCAUUCCGGGGUAGCCGCACAAUAAGUACUUGGAUUGCGAACAUCAACUUUGGCUUGACCGAUGCCAGUAGUAUUUGCAGCGAUUGCGAAGCCCACAGCGGGUUCUUGGAAUCCUGGGAGACUGUCGCGGAUGAUCUGACAUCCAAGAUCAAGGCCGCACAGACAACAUACCCGGGCUACACUCUCGUCCUAACAGGCCACAGCUUUGGCGGAGCUGUUGCCACGUUAGGAGGUACUGUGCUUCGAGGUGCGGGAUAUAAACCAAACGUGUAUUCCUAUGGCCAGCCACGGGUGGGCAAUAAGGCUCUGGCUGAACAUAUCACGAACCAGGGCAGUCUUUGGCGAGUGACGCAUCAAGAUGACUUAGUGCCUAAGUUACCACCUGCAAGUGUUGGGUUCAGCCACGCAAGUCCUGAGUACUGGAUUACUAGUGACGACGAUACGACGGUGACCUCGUCUGAUAUUGAUGUCAUUGAAGGCGUGGGUGCGAGUUCUGGAAAUGCGGGGACGUUGAACCCGGAUAUUGAGGCACAUAAUUGGUACUUGGGACAUAUUGAUGCAUGCCAAUAG
Penicillium samsonianum is the source of this 885-nucleotide messenger RNA. RefSeq names its product lipase family protein. The transcript is spliced from 4 exons. Bases 1 to 885 code for a protein of 294 amino acids. Gene Ontology annotation, biological process: lipid catabolic process. The record is from RefSeq and is a predicted model, not a curated record. Lineage: Eukaryota; Fungi; Ascomycota; Eurotiomycetes; Eurotiales; Aspergillaceae.